This is a messenger RNA of Saccoglossus kowalevskii, 501 nucleotides long. RefSeq names its product interleukin 17-like protein-like. The record is from RefSeq and is a predicted model, not a curated record. NCBI's taxonomy places the organism in Eukaryota, Metazoa, Hemichordata, Enteropneusta, Harrimaniidae.
AUGGGUGUCUUCACUAAAAUAAUGUUCCAGCAUAUUAUUUUUGUCCUGUUAUUUGUUGAAUUCAAUGGAAAUCCAAUCUGCGCGGAGCUCAAUGAGACUGAACUUCGUCAAAUGUUGGCUGGAUAUUCGCCCAACGCUCUCAGCCUCGGUAUUUCUAGUGGUACAAUUAGUACACCUUCAAAUACUUCCUGUCCGAUAUCAUACGGUGCUGGCGCUCCACAGUCCGUGAGAUCAACGUGUCCAUGGUAUAAUGUAGAGAACACAGAUUACACUCGUUAUCCACAAACUUUACUGGAGGCUCGUUGCUAUGACUGCGACAACUGCAUCACAGAAUUGCCACCCAAUGGUUUGCAUGCGGUAUGGGAAUGUGAACGUGUCCUAUCCAGUGUAUGGGUUUUACAGAUAAACUAUAGUUCUUGUGUCAACGGCAUAUACCAGUACAACGCAGUACAUAUUGAUUUACAUACAUCAUGUGUAUGUGGCAGACCACGAAAGGCGUAA